AUGAUCAUGCGGACAACAGCAUCAAACAUCUUCAAAGCCAUCUCAACAAGACUGUUAUUCGUAGGUCAUGCCCUGCUUGCCAUCUAUAUGGUAACAGUCAUCUCCAAUGAUUCCAAGAUGUGGCAUUUAGCUUGGAUUCUUGUUACGCUACUCAUAGAGACCAUCAUUGCCAUCAUUUACCGAAAGGGGGACGAAUGUAAAUGGGUGUCCGGCAGUAUCAUCUGUUACCUGGCAACCACCAUCCCGUGUACAUGGAUCACGGAGUUUCAUCUGCUGGAUCUCCGUACGCGCAGCAACCAAGGGACUGGGAACAAUGACGUCACGUAUCCUUCCAAUACCACUCACUCACCGAAUACUAAGAUUAUUCUACCAAUUAACAUUUCUCCAGGUAAUUUUACUGACCUGAUAGAACAGUUAACGAUGCUCAUGUUGAUUCUUGGUCGGUGGCUGCUUCCCAAAGGAUCAUUAACUCGUGAAUCUCUGUCACAGCUUCUGCUMGUCAACCUUGCCAUGAGUGCAGACAUCAUUGAAUUCUUUGAUAUUCUUAAACUGGCCCAAACACGAGUGUCCAAGGAUCUAACCAUUACAAUUUUAAGUCUAUGGACGAUAAGUCUACUACAGUUUCCUCUGAACGCGACUGCAAAAUUAGGGGAUGAAAUCAGAGAAGAAGUAUCGCCACCUAGCAACACAAACGCAGCACCAAAUCACGAUAUUAACAAGAACUCGGUACCAAACUACAUCAAACGUCAUGGACGACGACAGUCACGUGUCUCUGUUGACUAUUCUUGUCUUCAAGCACCACUCAGUGACCGAAAACUGUCAAUAAUCGCUCCACAAAACCGUCGUUUAUCGUUCCAGCAUGCCCCAGGCCCCCCAGCCGAGGAGGUUGAUGAUAUACUGGAGACACAUGUUAAGAUACCACGCACACACAGGCAUUCCAUGGCUGUUGGCAUGAUUGAUAGGUUGAAUGUCCCGGAUGUGUCAUCACGUGACAUGGGUCAUCAAUCAAGAAGACUGUCCGUCGAUGUAAAUAGUACAAGAUACAAUAACCUUAGAGAGAACAUGCAAGGUUUGGCCAAUCAGAUGCCAAGAAGAUAUUCACGUGAUGUUCAGGGGAAUAGUAAUAAGUCACGUGCUUCGGUUGACAUUUCCGCUGACCGAAUGACUGCACGUUUUAAUUUUGAGCGAGCAGCUUCCUUAGAAUCAAACGAGACAACUGCUGAAGGCGAAGGGCCAAAACACAGGGUGACCAUGGACUUAAUMUGCACGUUAAUGGCUCUUUUCUUACAAGACGGUCCAUUCCUCACAUUCAGGCUGUACAUGAUUGCUAAACAUUCAGCCUUUGAAUACAUGAUUGUUUUCUUGACAGUUAAAAACGCUCUUCUCUUGACUCUACAAAUUUACAAGCUCUGUGUUCAGCAUUGCGUCUGCCAUGAUCACAAGGACAACGACUUCUCGCCUGAAAACCACGUGGACGCCAUGUCAAGGCUGAAUAAUGUACAGAUUGCCGUGAUACACGAGGAGAAUGAGACAAGGAAAUCAGAGCCGUCAAAGAAAAAGAAACGAGGGAGAUAUAAUCGACUAAGUGUUCGAUGGAGUCGAACUAAGACGAGUAUUACUGGAACUGGUCCCUUGUUCUACUCACGUGCUUAGUCGUGACUAAGUAUUGAUGCACUUGAAACCAGAAGCCCUUACGGUAGGAUUUGAUCUGCGAUGCGAUACCGCGUACCGAACCAGAUAACUGUAUUGUUCUAGAUAGGUGUCCCCAAUUAGUUUAUUUAAAUAAGCUAGAACGACAUGACACAGUAAUAAAGUUUAUUAUUAUUAUUA
Messenger RNA from Actinia tenebrosa (Australian red waratah sea anemone), 1830 nucleotides. RefSeq lists its product as uncharacterized. NCBI's taxonomy places the organism in Eukaryota, Metazoa, Cnidaria, Anthozoa, Actiniaria, Actiniidae. The record is from RefSeq and is a predicted model, not a curated record.